GUCUGUACGGCCGGUAAUUCACUAUUGUGUCCUGCGCGUGCAGUUAUUUUCCACGCGCCCUUGUUUUUCGGUUAUAUCCACAGGUCUGUGUUAAAAUUCAGCAGCACAGGAAAACACUAUUGAGAAACCACCAAAGCUCAAAAGAUUUAAAUAAAGCUUAAGUGAACCAUUUACCUUAGUAGUAGUAUCAUUGACCUGGGCUAUGAUAAACAAAUGCGCUGCACAUAAGGUGGGUUGCGCAUGGUCACCACACAGUCUGGGUGAGAGAGCCUAGCUACAAGCAUAACUCCAGUGUCCCCCAACAUUUCUUCUAUUUUGGCUAGCAUCCCCUUUUUCUAUUCCGUUUCAACUGUGACAGUCGGAGUGUCAUCUUCUCGAUCUGGGUAAUCCCUAUAACAUUUUCAGUUCUUAUGUGGAAACAUUUGGGGAACCACCGAACCGACCGGCUUCCUUUUCUACGCUGCCUGGGUAAGUGGUCUUUCAAAAGCUUUCCGAUUAUCAGUAUCCGCCCGUUUUUUACUGACGGCCAACAAACCAGUUGUAACAAUGUUACACUUUUAUGUCGCUGCUUUUCUGUAGAGUCGCCAAAACGUCUCUGUAAUUCAAGCGACAAUGGACAUUUUAACUGAAAUCAUUUUGGAUUAGGAUAUCCAGGAGAAUUUGGAUUAACAGGUUUUCAUAGCCUACCUUUUAAAUUGGGUGAAGUCCAAAGGUGAAGAAUGACAGAGUACAAGCUGGUGGUGGUGGGGGCAGGAGGUGUCGGGAAGAGCGCUCUGACAAUACAACUCAUCCAGAACCACUUUGUCGACGAGUAUGACCCCACGAUCGAGGACUCCUAUAGGAAGCAGGUGGUGAUCGAUGGGGAGACAUGUCUGCUGGACAUCUUGGACACGGCGGGCCAGGAGGAGUACAGCGCCAUGAGGGACCAGUACAUGAGGACCGGGGAGGGCUUCCUCUGCGUCUUCGCCAUCAACAACAGCAAGUCCUUUGAGGACAUCCACCACUACAGGGAACAGAUCAAGCGGGUAAAGGACUCUGAGGACGUGCCUAUGGUCCUGGUGGGCAACAAGUGUGAUCUGCCAUCACGGACAGUCGACUCCAAACAGGCGCUGGACCUGGCCUGGAGCUACCGCAUCCCCUUUAUAGAAACCUCGGCCAAGACCAGACAGGGUGUCGACGAUGCCUUCUAUACGCUGGUGCGAGAAAUCCGGAAGCACAAGGAGAAGAUGAGCAAAGAGGGCAAGAAGAAAAAGAAGUCGAAGAACAAGUGCAUCAUCAUGUGAAGAAAUGACGACGACAUAUUUAACUUCAAAAGAGAACCACAAUACCAUGCACAAACACUCUGCAACAUGCCUUCUGCAGCGCUGACAGACGACAACAAACGGAUGCAAUUGUUUAUUCUUGCUUAAAAAUGCCAUACUUGAUUUUUUAAAUAAGUGUGGUAUUACUGAGCAUCACCAAAACAAACUCAACCAUUGAACACGAAGCACUCUGGCAAACUGCUGCAUCAUUUCGACUGUUGUUGUUGCUGUGCUACCUGUUGGGAGGUAGAAUUCAGUUUGCUGAAGUAGUCUUCAGAAGAGGCACGCUCCAGAAAUAUGACAAAACACAUCCUUGGGCGAGCACAAGAACUGAAGUGACGCCCUCAGGCUUUUUUCAGAUGUGUGUCUCCACUGUGCUUCUUGUGUGGAAUGGCGUCUUUUUCCCCCCUCUCAGCAGCAUCCAUGUCUUCACGAGGAGGGUUUUCAUUGUCAAUGUCUUCUCAAACACUAUCUCUCCUCGCUGGAGGUAAGGAAUAUGCUAUACUAGGCUAUUUAACAUUGACUGAUAUGCAAUUACUGUGCUCUACUACCAAGAACAUUACGGAGGGCUGCUGGAAUUGGACAAUGUGUGGAAUUCCUGCACCAUUCUGUGGUCAUGACACAUUAAACCACUGGACAGUGAAUUUGAAAGGACUGCGCCAGCAUGCGGUUGUGUGUUGUCCAGUAAUUUACGGUCGUUUUGUUUUGGUUGACAACAUAGCGACAUGCUAAGAUCCCUUUACGUCGAGGACUUAAACAACACUGAGACUUUCACAAUGACAAUAUUUUGGUUCUUUUGCAACACUUCUGUUGCUCACCUGCCAUGAGCAAAAAAACACAGAGACUUGCUGAGUUCUUUUCAUUUUUUGCUAUUUGAUUUGGGUAACCAUGCACAAGCCUUUAGAUGUCACAGAGGAUAUUUUCUCUGGGCCAUGCCUAACUAACAAUUUUGUAUAAAAAAAAUGUCGCCACUAAAAGGCCAUGCUAUAGGUUACAUUACAUGCAAAAUGACACGUCAAUGACAAUGACAUGCCAGCCAAAUGGUAUAUGAAAUGUUAGUAUCACAUCCUACAAUGAUAACCAAUGACAACCUUCCUGAGUUUUUUGAGUUGUUUACAAUUUGAGUGUAACCCUGAUUUUUUUGCCCUCUCCAAAGUAAGAGUGUUGUCAAACCCAGCAGCACAUUACUGUAUGAAACUACUAAUGUACAUAAUUCUCUUAAGUGUGGUUUACAGGUUGCCAUAUUUUUUAAUCCUUUCCUGAAAAUGUUUUCUUCUGAAAAUCAAAACAAAGCAAAACAAAACACUUGUACUUGUGCUGUCUUAGUCACCCACAGUUAAAAGUGUGAAUGUUCAGGGACUGGAGAACCUGAGUGUUUUUUGUUCUGUCUUUUAACCCGUCAUCUCUUUUAGGCUGUCCUCGCGUGUUGUGAUAGAAACAUUGCCAUUUCUGUAUUGUUUGUAACACUCCUAUCUAGUAAUAAAACUUCAUCGGUCGGUUA
Messenger RNA from Engraulis encrasicolus (European anchovy), 2802 nucleotides. Its product is annotated as GTPase KRas-like. NCBI's taxonomy places the organism in Eukaryota, Metazoa, Chordata, Actinopteri, Clupeiformes, Engraulidae. Gene Ontology annotation, molecular function: GDP binding; GTPase activity; GTP binding. Gene Ontology annotation, biological process: Ras protein signal transduction. The transcript has 5 exons. The coding region runs from base 720 to 1283 and encodes 187 amino acids. The record is from RefSeq and is a predicted model, not a curated record. Gene Ontology annotation, cellular component: plasma membrane.